This is a messenger RNA of Vombatus ursinus (common wombat), 2503 nucleotides long. It is a transcript of the gene TMED9, whose product is annotated as transmembrane p24 trafficking protein 9. Lineage: Eukaryota; Metazoa; Chordata; Mammalia; Diprotodontia; Vombatidae. The record is from RefSeq and is a predicted model, not a curated record. Gene Ontology annotation, cellular component: COPII-coated ER to Golgi transport vesicle; endoplasmic reticulum-Golgi intermediate compartment; Golgi apparatus. Gene Ontology annotation, biological process: Golgi organization; intracellular protein transport; endoplasmic reticulum to Golgi vesicle-mediated transport. The transcript has 7 exons. The coding region runs from base 1 to 1377 and encodes 458 amino acids.
AUGGGGUUGUUUCUCAGUCAGGCUCGGCUCUCGGGCUGGCAGCUGCAGGAAUUCCGGGAGUACCAGGUCCUCUUUGCGGAGCAGCCCCCGCUGGUCGUCAGCUCUGCUACUCUGGACCCUGUUAAGCAGCUCCACCAAACCUGGUGGGGGCAAGGAAGAGGGAUGCAGUUGGGCUGGCACAACACCACACCCCUUCUCCCCCAGCCUCCCUCUCCUCUCCCUCAUCCCUGGCUCACUCCUCCCCGGCUGAGGAUCAGCCCAUACUGCUCCCCUGGGUGUUCUCUCCCCCACCACCCCCAGCCCCAGGCCCCUGCCCCUUACUCCCUCUCAGAAAGGUCCAGGAAGUUCCUUCCCUGCCCCCAACCGUCCCCAGAACCAAGGAUGGCCCGGCACCUUCAAUGUCGCACGUGUGACGCUUCCCAGUGCUCCUGGGCCCCUCGGCCACAUGGGGCUUGGGCAGAUAAUCUGAGUGACACAACCUUGGGGGCGCAGAGCCUGUGGGCCCCUGUACCUGGAAGAGUGUCCAAGACGAGUCUCUGGGCGGAUACAGAGCUCACAAGCUUCUCCAGAUCUAGAGUCCGCUUCUCACCUGACUGUAGGGGCACAGGGUCAGGGGUUGGGAGAGAUCAGGGCUCCCUCUGGGCUCAGCUCAAGGGCCGCCUCCUACAGAGGGUCUUCCUGGAUGCCCACAGGAUCGGGGUAAGAGGCGGGAGCCGGCGCGCGCUGGCCCGCUUGUUCCCGCUGUUGUUCCUGCUCGGGUUGGCGGCCCGCGGUUCUGCUCUCUACUUCCAUAUCGGGGAGACGGAGAAGAAGUGCUUCAUCGAGGAGAUCCCGGACGAGACCAUGGUCAUAGGGAACUACCGGACCCAGCUGUAUGACAAGCAGCGGGAGGAGUACCAGCCUGCCACCCCCGGCCUGGGCAUGUUCGUGGAGGUUAAAGACCCGGAUGACAAGGUGAUUCUUUCUAGGCAAUAUGGCUCAGAAGGCAGAUUCACUUUCACUUCUCACACUCCUGGAGAGCACCAGAUCUGCCUACACUCCAAUUCCACCAAGUUUUCCCUCUUUGCUGGAGGCAUGCUGAGAGUUCAUCUGGACAUUCAGGUAGGCGAACAUGCCAACGACUAUGCAGAGAUUGCUGCCAAAGACAAGCUGAGUGAGCUGCAGCUUCGAGUUCGACAGCUAGUGGAACAAGUGGAACAGAUCCAGAAGGAGCAGAACUACCAGAGGUGGCGAGAAGAGAGGUUUCGCCAGACCAGUGAAAGCACCAAUCAGCGAGUUCUGUGGUGGUCCAUUGUCCAGACUCUCAUCCUUGUGGCCAUUGGUGUCUGGCAGAUGAGGCACCUCAAGAGUUUCUUUGAAGCCAAGAAGCUGGUGUGAAGGGCCCAGGACAACAGGGGCAAGUGAGAGUUUCUUCCCAGAAUGCAGGAUUCAUGGGACUGUCUUUGGCUUACCCUGCCCCUACAUCCAGCCACAGCUGAUGCCCCUCUACUGGCUCUGCUGGGAAGUGAAAAGCCUGGGACAUCUUCGGGCCUCCCAGGGCAGGUCCCCUUGCUCCCAUUCAAAGUGAAGGGGCUUGGGGAUUGGUUUCUUUCUGUCAGUGCAGGGAAGAGAAUGGGUUUCCAAUCAAAAGGAAGCCUACUCUCCUCCCCUGGCUAACUUUGCCUCUGCCUUUGACUGACCCUUUGGACAGAGUCAGAAGGCUCACCCUGGAGGAUGCUUGCAAAUAGCUUUAUUGUCUUGCUGAAUAGGUGCCUGGACUGAGUCUGGAGCUUCCCACUUGGGCUGGGUGCCCUUUGCUGGGGCUCUUUGCAGUAAUGCCCCUGGGGAAUGGGCCUAAGAGAAAUGGCUGCUGGUGAAAGGGACUAUGGGCCAUUCAGCACUUCACCAACACCAGUGUUAACUUUUCAGGGAUUGAGAGCUGGCUUUUGAUUUCCUUUUGUCUUCCUUUGUUGACUUGAGUCUUUGAAAUUAGGCAGGACUGCAGACAGCUUGGGGUCUUUCUUAUUCUCUCACUUUGACCUGUUGGGUCUGGGCUCUCCCUAGUACGAAACCUCUCUCAGGUAGAGUUUGACCCCAGUGAAAUUCGUAGUGGGGAAAUGGGACUGUGGCAUGGGUGAAUUGAUUUCAUUCAGCCCCUUUAAGAGUUCACUUUAUCCUCUCUUGGUUCUGGGCUAAAGGGAAUAGAGUCAGGCAAAGUGACUUUCUGCACUGGGUAGAGGGGGCGGGUUAGAGGAAUUUUAGUUACAGGUUUCAUUGUGAAUACCUCUUGGUUUAUUACAUGGAUUUCCCAAUAAAAACAUUUUUGGCCUGGUGUCCUGUCUUAAUCCAGAUAUUUACCAAGGUCUCCUAAAGUUUGGAACACCCUGUCCGGUGCUCAGUUAUGCUGUGGGGUUAUGAAAAUAAAUAUGAACUCGUACGCUUUCAAGGAAUCUCUGUUUGGAGAGACAAGAACUCUUUGUGAAAAGUUAACAGUAAUUACAAAUACAUGCCUAUAGAACUAGAA